Rangifer tarandus platyrhynchus (Svalbard reindeer) is the source of this 498-nucleotide messenger RNA. NCBI's taxonomy places the organism in Eukaryota, Metazoa, Chordata, Mammalia, Artiodactyla, Cervidae. The record is from the annotation of a GenBank genome assembly.
AUGACGGAGCAGGAAAACUGCAUUUAUUGUGAUGUGGACCUCGCCGUGCCAGACUCGGGGAGGAACACAAGAGUGGACAGAGGCAGGGGCGUAAAACCAGAUGCAAGGGCCUCCAGCUCCGAGCGUCAGAAACGGCCGCUGUUCCUGGGGGCAGGGCGUCUGGGCUGGGGGCGCCUCCCGUCGGAGGGGAAGGCGCGCGGCCAGGCCAACACGUGUGGGCAGAGAAAGCAGAGAGCAGAGCGGAGGAGACUCGGAAAACGUGGCCCGAGCGCGCAGCGGGCGUCACAGCGCGGGGUCGAGGCACGUGGGCAACGGCCCUCAGCCGGGUGGGGCGACGCCCUCUCAGAUGAGAGCAGUCCUAGUUCGCACACACCUCCCGGGAAAAAGGCAAGCGGUCAGGCCUUCCUCAAACAGCGUCGCGUCACCCUGCAGGUGGUGGCACAGACCAGCCUCCGGAUCACACGCCUCUUCCCUCGAGGCCAGGGCAGAAGCAGGUGA